AUGGGGACCUGGAUUUUGUUUGCUUGCCUCCUCGGAGUAGCCUUCUCUAUGCCUCUACCAUCUCAUCCUGGGCACCCUGGUUACAUCAACUUCAGCUAUGAGGUGCUUACUCCUCUGAAGUGGUACCAGAACAUGAUAAGACCACCGUACCCUUCCUAUGGUUACGAACCCAUGGGUGGAUGGCUGCACCACCAAAUCAUUCCCGUGCUGUCCCAGCAGAAUCCCCCGAAUCACGCCCUACAGCCUCAUCACCACAUCCCCAUGGUGCCAGUUCAGCAGCCCGUGGUCCCCCAGCAGCCAAUGAUGCCAAUUCCCGGCCAACACUCCAUGACUCCAACCCAACACCACCAGCCAAAUGUCCCUCCGCCCGCCCAGCAGCCCUUCCAGCCCCAGCCUGCCCAGCCGCAACCUCACCAACCCAUUCAGCCCCAGCCACCCAUGCACCCCAUCCAGCCCCUGCCGCAACAGCCACCUCUGCCUCCGAUGUUCCCCAUGCAGCCCCUGCCCCCCAUGCUUCCUGAUAUGCCCCUGGAAGCCUGGCCAGCAACAGACAAGACCAAGCGGGAAGAAGUGGUGAGUACCCCUUGA
Messenger RNA from Sorex araneus (European shrew), 588 nucleotides. It is a transcript of the gene AMELX, whose product is annotated as amelogenin X-linked. NCBI's taxonomy places the organism in Eukaryota, Metazoa, Chordata, Mammalia, Eulipotyphla, Soricidae. The transcript has 4 exons. Gene Ontology annotation, biological process: multicellular organism development. Bases 1 to 588 code for a protein of 195 amino acids. The record is from RefSeq and is a predicted model, not a curated record.